AAAUGGCAGGCUGUAGAAGAAACACACCUAACUGUUUAUGAUAAAUAUAUAAAUAAUAGACAUAAUUUGGUCUAACGUCUAUGGACUUGCCUUAAUACUCGCCUAUCAUUAACUAUUAUCUCUUUUCUCUCUUCUCUCAUUUUCCAACUCAAUCAUAAUCUUCAUUUUUAUCAUCACAAUCUUCAUAUUCUUAAUCUUCAUCGUCAUAAUAUUCAUCUUCAUCUUUAUAAUAAUCCUCAUUCUCUUUUCCACAUACCCUUUCAUUUCUUUUGCCUCAAUCUCUAUCAAUAUUCUUACCAAGAAUAAUUACUUAAUAAUACAUAUUUACAUAUUAUAGAUAUACAAGCCCCUGCGACGUUCCCUAAUGGCAUCGGAUAAGGGUAGACCGUUGCCAAAAUUUGGAGAAUGGGAUGUGAAUAACCCAGCCUCAGCCGAAGGAUUUACUGUCAUAUUUAGCAAAGCUAGAGAUGAAAAGAAAUCAAAUAAUAAUGGCAAUCCUUCUUCAACUAAUACAAUUCAAAGAAAUGAUCAAAAACCUCCUGGGGCAGACACUUAUGAUUAUCCCCCUACGAAGAAAUGGUUUUGUUGUUUCUAAUCAAAACCCAAAACAAUGAGAAAGGUGUUUGAUAUGAUAUAAUUCCAUUGAAAGCAGAGUAGAGCAGAGCAAGGAAUGAAUGAAUGAAUGAACCAACGAUCAUGUGUUUAUUUCUACUUACUAUUUUUACAUACUUGUUUUUUCCUUUGUAAUUUUAUGAUUAUUCCAUGCUUUAAACUCUUUGUUAUUUUACACAUAAUAUAUAUUGGGAAACCCUUCUCAUGUUUUCUUCUA
Cannabis sativa is the source of this 829-nucleotide messenger RNA. Its product is annotated as protein NOI4. Lineage: Eukaryota; Viridiplantae; Streptophyta; Magnoliopsida; Rosales; Cannabaceae. The record is from RefSeq and is a predicted model, not a curated record. The transcript has 3 exons. Bases 365 to 595 code for a protein of 76 amino acids.